This is a messenger RNA of Phytophthora nicotianae INRA-310, 1558 nucleotides long. RefSeq lists its product as hypothetical. The coding region runs from base 273 to 1085 and encodes 270 amino acids. The record is from RefSeq and is a predicted model, not a curated record. Gene Ontology annotation, molecular function: electron transfer activity; heme binding. The transcript is spliced from 2 exons. Gene Ontology annotation, biological process: mitochondrial electron transport, ubiquinol to cytochrome c. NCBI's taxonomy places the organism in Eukaryota, Oomycota, Peronosporomycetes, Peronosporales, Peronosporaceae.
UACCGGAAGCUUUGGUUCCUUGUCCACGGACCACCAAAACGGUGUGGAACACACUGAAGGAAUGACCUAGCUGCAAGUGCGACACUAUAUUUCAAUUUGGGAGGGGCGACGUGCUUCGAACGAAAUUGCCCGAGGUUUUUUGUACAAGGUUUUAUUCGACGAGGCUUGGCCGCACGAUGUACGGCUGAGACCGAGGGGGACUCGACUCGCCGCAGCCUCACACGCACACAGACACUAAAGCUCUCGAGCAACUUGAGAGCUAGCUGAGCACGAUGAUGAACCGAGCCAAGCUACUUCAACGCGCUGCCAAGGUGGGUGCCGGCGCUCUGCUGGGCGGUUCGGUGCUGACGGGCGUCACAGCUUUUAGCAGUGACCAGAUUGAAGCGCUGCACUACGGUUUUGACCACCAGGGUCCGCUGUCCUCGUUCGACUACGCCAGCGUGCGUCGUGGUUACCAGGUUUAUCGCGAAGUGUGCGCGUCUUGCCACAGCUUGGACCGUAUCUGCUUCCGCAACUUGGUGGGAGUGACCCACACGGAGGAGGAGCUUAAGGCCAUUGCUGCCGACAUUGAUGUUGUCGAUGGCCCCAACGACGAGGGUGAGAUGUUUGAGCGUCCCGGUAAGCUGUCAGACCCGCUUCCCCGGCCGUACCCGAACGACGAGGCUGCCGCGGCUGCCAACAACGGUGCCAUCCCACCUGAUCUUUCGUUGAUGGCUAAGGCUCGCCACGCUGGCGCCGACUACCUGUUCGCGCUGCUGACGGGAUACGUGGACCCUCCUGAGGGCACGGAGCUGCUGCCUGGCCUGUACUACAACCCGUACUUUGGUGGCGGUGCUAUUGCCAUGGAACGUCAGCUGCAGGAUGGCCAGAUUGAGUACGAGGACGGCACCCCGUGCACGACCUCGCAAAUGGCUAAGGACGUAUCGGUCUUCCUUGCGUGGGCCGCUGAGCCGGAGCACGACGUGCGGAAGAAGCAGGGUAUGCAGACAACCAUUGCACUGCUGGCUCUGUGCGCACUUACGGGCUACUACAAGCGCCUGAAAUGGGCGCCGCUCAAGACCCGUAAAAUCACCUACACCAAGUAAGACGGGAGGUUGUGGCCGACGCAUGGUGUGCGAGGAGGAGUUGACGCAAGGGAGUGGUAGAGCAGGCAGGCGUCAGGAGCUUUUUGCUUUGGUUCGUUAGUCGUUCCAGAAGAAUGGAGCGUUGCUCUCAUCCCUCGAGCGAACGAGUGAAAGAGGAAGGAGACAGACGCGCACACGAUGCACGGAGAGACCGACCGUCGAGACAAUAAAUAAAGGAGGAGUGGCGUUUGGCAUUCUGACAGGAGGAGGUGUGAGCAGGACUUGAAAACUUGAAAAAAAAUACACAGACACGUAAAGAAAGCUGCUGAGUCUUGUCAAGGGAAGCAGCAUGAACAGGUUAAGCUUUCGUUAGUAAGAGGCUCUCACUGAGAGCCUUGUGACAGCACCACCGGCACGAGCAAUUGAAUUGUCGAUUAGGAUCGUAUGGAUGCAGCGUAGUUUACGCGUUAAGUACGAUUUGAAUGGCUGGCCGU